Molecule: messenger RNA, 1790 nt
Organism: Lolium perenne
Lineage: Eukaryota; Viridiplantae; Streptophyta; Magnoliopsida; Poales; Poaceae
Product: probable homogentisate phytyltransferase 2, chloroplastic
Cellular component (GO): membrane
Molecular function (GO): prenyltransferase activity
Source: RefSeq, a predicted model, not a curated record
CAUCUCCCUUCACUCGCUCGCUACCUGCAAGCAGCCUAUGGCGAUGGGUGGCUGAGGGGCGCAGACUCAACUCCCCUCCCAUGGCUUCCCUCGCCUCCCCUGCGGUCCCCUCCCACGGGCCAGCUACCGCCGCUGGCUUCCUCCCCGCUCCGGCCAGCCGCAGCAGACGCCCUCCUUGCCUCCCCAGCCCCUCGCCGCCGUCCGCUUCGGCCCUCUUCUCGUCUGCCUCCGCUCGCUUCCCCCACUCCCCGCGCGCCCCCUGCAGCGCCGCCCGCCAGCGCCAGCGCCGGCGCGACACCGUGCGGGCAUGCUCCCAAGCUGGUGCUGCUGGACCGGCUCCACUGUUAAAGACUCUAACAGACCUAAAGGAUUCCUGCUGGAGAUUUUUGAGACCACACACAAUUCGUGGAACUGCUCUGGGAUCCACGGCGUUGGUUGCUAGAGCAUUGAUAGAGAGUCCCCAAUUGAUCGAUUGGAGUUUGGUAUUUAAAGCAUUCUAUGGGCUUGUAGGAUUGAUCUGCGGCAACGGUUACAUUGUUGGGAUUAAUCAGAUCUAUGACAUCGGAAUCGACAAGGUAAACAAGCCAUAUUUACCUAUUGCUGCUGGUGAUCUCUCAGUUCAGUCAGCAUGGUUCUUGGUCGUAGCAUUCGCGGUGGUGGGCUUCACAAUUGUCGUUUCAAACUUUGGACCUUUCAUUACCUCUCUUUACUGCCUUGGUCUAUUUCUUGGCACCAUUUAUUCUGUUCCUCCAUUCAGACUGAAGAAAUACCCAGUUGCUGCUUUUGUUAUCAUUGCCACGGUUCGUGGAUUUCUUCUCAACUUUGGAGUUUACUAUGCUACCAGAGCUGCUUUAGGUCUUACAUUUCAAUGGAGCUCGCCUGUUGCUUUUAUUACAUGCUUUGUGACAAUAUUUGCUUUGGUCAUUGCUAUAACCAAAGAUCUUCCGGAUGUUGAAGGAGAUCGCAAAUUCCAAAUAUCAACUUUGGCGACAAAGCUUGGUGUCAGAAAGAUUGCCUUCCUUGGCUCUGGUUUAUUGUUGGCAAAUUAUGUUGCUGCUAUUGUUGUACCUUUUCUCAUUCCUCAGGCGUUCAGGGGCACUGUAAUGGUGCCUUUCCAUGCUGCUCUUGCAGUUGCUUUGAUUUUACAGACAUGGAUUCUAGAGCAAGCGAAAUACAGUAAGGAUGCUAUCUCACAGUACUACCGGUUCAUUUGGAAUCUCUUCUAUGCUGAAUAUAUCUUCUUCCCGUUAAUAUAGAGACAUGGCGUCUGACCUGGGCUACAUGAUCGGAGCACAAGAAUAUGAAUUUGUUGGAACGACAGAAGAUUAAUCGUGUGCGUAUAAAGCGCGAGCAUUUUUGUAAAUAUUUUGACUGGUAGGGAGAUAGAGCAGUGGUGCUACAAGGAUGUCGAAAGAUGUCAUGGGAGUUUCAUGUGGAGCUUGGCGUUGAUCAGUUACCGUUGCCCAAUAGAUCAUCCCAAGCUUUCCAUGUUUCCGCCAAGGGAAGAGGAAAAUCAGGUCUCGUGACUUCAGUGCAAGGGACCGUGAGCCUGAGCCAGGUUCAAAACGGGGCGAGCUUUUCUCUGACUAGUUUCAGCGAACCUUGUACAAAAUCUGGUCAACUUCAAAGAAAAUUGAAUUCCAGAAUUUGGGUGAGGUACUUCCACGAGGUUUAUUACAUACUGCGGUGUGUCAUCUGCUUGGCCUCGCUGCGUAUGUCUUUCUGAGGUUCAGUAUGUGUGUUCCUUUGACAAUUACUUCUGUCUAAAGAUAUAGUACAUUGCCUUGUAA